CAGGGCGCGCCGCGGCGCGGGAGCGGAGCGGAGCCGGCGGCGGGUGAAAGACGGGCUGCUGGAGAGGGAUGUUAGGUCUGAGGCUGUCCCAAUGCCAGCCCCUGCCCCGCAGCCUGCUCGGCGCAGUAAGUAACCUUAACUGGGAGCUUGCUGUUACUUUAAAUAAGAGCUCUUCUUGCCUCGCGCUGUAAGCAGUCUGCUGGAAGAAGACCUGGAGAAAGAUGUGCUAAAGGGUCACACAUCGAAGAAGAAGAGCUUGGAUCCCAUCUCGGUGGCUGCUGUGCCGCACAGCGCUGGAGGGAGGGAGACCUGGAGUGAGCUUGCUGUAGCUCACAGCUCCUACUGCGCUCUCUGCUAGCUCAGUUGUUGGUGUCCCCCGUUCCUGGACUUUGCUUGAUGGGGAUCUCUGCUGCGGGAGCAGUCUCUGCACUCAAAGGCGGGCGAGCAGGGAUAGGAGAGGUGGCCUCUAGAUGCUGGAAGGGCCAUUUGUGUAAGGCCCUGGCCGAAGACCUCUCCUGGAACAGCUGCUGGCUGUAGGCCCACCAAGCCGAGGGUCAGGAGAGCCUCCCUGCAGCAUGUCUUCCAAGCCGGAGCAGAAGGACUCCCACCAGGCCAACGGGGCUGUGCUCCCCACGGUGCCCAUGAACUGCCUUGCCAGUCCAGACCGAGGGCAGCUGGUGGAGCCCUCGGAUUUCCUGGGACCUGACGGUGUCGGGGUGGAAGUGGUGGUGUUGGAGUCCCGCGCCAACGCUAAAGGGGUGCGAGAAGAAGACGCCCUGCUGGAAAACGGCAGCCAGAGCAACGAAAGCGAUGACACCAGCACAGACAGAGGUCCUGAGCCAGCCUCACCGCUCAAGGAGACCUCGUUUUCCAUUGGGCUGCAAGUCCUCUUUCCGUUCCUCCUGGCAGGCUUCGGGACAGUUGCUGCUGGAAUGGUGCUGGACAUCGUGCAGCACUGGGACGUCUUCAAGUAUGUGACAGAGGUGUUUAUCUUGGUGCCCGCGCUGCUGGGCCUGAAGGGGAACCUGGAGAUGACUCUGGCAUCUCGCCUGUCGACAGCUGCUAAUAUUGGCCAAAUGGAUACACCCAAAGAGCUCUGGAAGAUGAUAACAGGGAACAUGGCGCUGAUACAGGUUCAGGCUACCGUGGUCGGCUUCCUGGCCUCAAUUGCAGCGGUGAUAUUUGGAUGGAUCCCAGAUGGGCACUUCAGCCUUGACCAUGCUGUGCUGCUUUGUGCCAGCAGCGUGGCUACUGCCUUCAUUGCUUCGCUUGUUCUGGGCAUGAUCAUGAUUGGGGUCAUCAUCGGAUCCAGGAAGAUGGGGAUCAAUCCUGAUAAUGUAGCCACACCAAUUGCUGCCAGCCUAGGGGAUCUCAUCACCCUAGCUCUGCUUUCAGGAAUCAGCUGGGGCUUGUACAAAGAGCUGGAGAGCAAGGCAUAUGUGAAUCCUCUGGUGUGCGCCUUCUUCAUAGCUCUGCUGCCCAUCUGGAUCAUCAUUGCCAAGAAGAACGCGGCGACACGGGAGGUGCUGUACUCCGGCUGGGAGCCUGUCAUUAUCGCGAUGGCAAUUAGCAGUGUUGGCGGUUUAAUUUUGGACAGAACGGUCUCAGAUCCAAACUUUGCUGGGAUGGCUGUCUUCACACCAGUUAUUAAUGGUGUGGGUGGCAACCUGGUGGCAGUGCAGGCUAGUCGCAUCUCCACUUACCUGCACAUGAGUGGGAUGCCUGGAGAGAGCUCCGAAACAGCCCCUCGCAAGUGUCCCAGCCCUUGCAGCACUUUCUUCAGCUCAGAUGUGAAUUCCCGCUCUGCCCGUGUGCUCUUUCUCCUGGUGGUGCCUGGACACUUGGUGUUUCUGUACACCAUCUCCUCCAUGCAAGGAGGACACACUACGCUCACCCUGAUUUUCAUAGUCUUCUACAUGACAGCUGCGCUUCUCCAGGUCCUCAUUCUUCUGUAUAUCGCCGACUGGAUGGUGCACUGGAUGUGGGGCAGGGACCUCGAUCCUGACAACUUCUCCAUCCCCUACUUGACAGCGCUGGGGGACCUGAUCGGAACAGGUCUCCUUGCUCUCAGCUUUCACAUCCUCUGGCUCAUCGGUGACCGGGACUCCGAUGUGGGAGACUAGCUCUCCCUGCCGCCCCUCCCCGUCUCACAGCUCGCCUCCUCCACUGAUUUUGUUGUUUCUUUUCCUCCACCUUCCUUUCCUUUACUUCCUCCCCCCGUCUCUCUCGAGACUUCAUCUUUGAUACUGGAUUCUCAUUAUUUUCAAUGGGAAUUUUAUGUGGUUUAUAUUUCAAGCCAACUUUGUACAGAAAAUAAAUCUAGUUUUAGGAAGGACAAAAAAGUGUAAUGAGACAAUCACCAAGUGCAAUUUCAUAGCCGUUGUCUGAAGCGAUGUUACAGUGAAGAUACUGACCCCUCAGAUCAUACGUGUAGGAAGCCCGCCCUGCGCAUGUCACUAGAGGUGAAGGGUUGCUUUUUUCGCUUCAUAAGCGUCUCAAAUGUUGGAGGUAAGGUUCAGAUUUAUUUUACUGAGCAGGCACCUUCUAGCAGAGUACACCUUGUGGACGAGGGCAUGGAGUUACCUCCUUUCCUCUCUACCCUGUCACCUUCCUCCCUCCUGUUUGCUUUCUGAAUCCCUCCUGUGCCUGGCCUCCAAAGCACACAGAGGGAUUAGUGAAGGUAGUGAGGAAGCAUCCUCCGUACCAAAAUGCCCGUUCCUGUGUGCCCACAAAGAAAGUGAGCGACUGCAGAGCCCUGAGAUCUGGCUGUGAGCAGGCUGCUCUCUGCUGACAGAUUUAGGCUCCCUUUGCCAACCAUCUGGCAGCAUCUGCAUCUCAGAGACUGCAAACUGCUCGUGCACCAAGCUUCAGCUCCUGCUGCAUGCAAACUGAUGUGCUCUGCGCUUUGCUGAAGAUGCUGUGAGCUCUCCCAUCCAUCUUCCUCCCCUUCCUCCUGCCAGUGCUCUGCGGGAAGAUCUGCUGGAACCGUGGUGGGUGCCAGCCUCUCCUUUGUGCUGGUAUGGGCACUGCGAUAUUCUUCUGACAGUCUGCACAGUUCAGUUGGCUUUUCUUUUUGGGUGGAUGGAAAAAUAAAUCCUAUUUUGUGCAUUAAGGCUUUCUUUCAGCUGCUGCGUGCUGCUGACGGGCCCAUUGCAGCUGGGAAGAAGCCACUCAGUACCUUUCCCUGCAGAGCCUGAGGCAUUUCAGACUUGGGAGCGUUAGGAUGCUGGUGUCCCUUGGAAAACCACUUCUGCGUUCGGCUGCUGGUGUUCUCUGUGGGUGUAGGAACCAGCUGGAAAACAUCUCAGUGGGUGCACUCUGACUUCUGAAGCCCUGGGUUCUUAGUGCAGCUCUGUACUGGCCCGUAGAAAAGGAACCUGCUUGUCCUUGAGUAGGCCCGCGAAAUCUGCAGUCAGUGACAGCCCAGCACGUGAGCACUGGCCGAGCACUGCGAGCGCAGGGUUCCCUGCUCAGUUUUCCCACCUCCUUUUUGUGCUGUUCAGCUGGGCGAUGGCUGAGGCACCUUCUGUUGCUCUGCUUGUGCAGCCUGGAAGGACUCGCGUGCAAUAGUGAGUGAAAACCUGUUCUGGCUGCGUGACCAAGGUAUUUGUAAAUGAUCCUCCUGAACGCUGUUGGCACUUGGUGCUUUCUACUUUUCCCAUCUGGAUAUAAAUCAAUUCAGUAAACUGAGUGCAGUUUGAUGUAAGCGGGUCUUAUUGACUUGGAAACUUCACUCAGUUACACCGAGUUUAAAUGAUGUGCUGAAGCAGACAGCGCUAUUAAACAGCCUCUAAUGCAUGAACAUAAAUUGAAUGCAUGGGAGCAAGCUCUUAACAUCUGUCAAGGAUGGGAAAAAUACAGUAUCCCAUGGAACUUAACUUCAGUACUGUGGUACCCAAAGCUUGGGGAGCUGCCAGCAUGCCCUCAAACUCUAGGGAGAUGCCUACAGCAUUCAGCAUAGUAGCACCUUGCAUCCCGAUCCUGAAAUAACAGCAAAAGCUCUCAUUUUAGUUAGCUCUGAAGGCCUGGAGCACUGCAGUCCUGCUCUGGGCACUGCCUGUCCUGGUUAUUCGCAGGCCCAGACUGUAACCUGAAAGCUGUUGAAUUUGUGCCUGCCUGUAGGCUGCUGCUUCUCUUUUGUGCUUAAGCAUGCUCCUCACAGCAGAACGCAGCCAUCCUUGCUUGGCUUAAUUUCCUCAGUUCGGUUAACUUCUGCAUUUCUCGUACAGGCCUUACUGAAACCAACACUUGUCUUCUCCUUCUGGUUUUCCAUCCCAGCAGUGCUGGGCAUCUCUGUGCUGGAAAACGGUGCAAUGUGGUGCUGGGGAUGCUGAGCUUCAUCCGAAAUAAGGCCGGGUUGGAAGAUUUGUUUGUUACUGUGGACAGCACAGGAACUAGCUGAGCUUUACAGCUUCCUGCCCAAGUGCAGACCGCUUUUCUUUCUAGAUAAGGAACAAUGCAGUAACAGCACGUCCCAGCCCAGAGCCCUGCUUGCAGAGUUGGUCCUUCCUCUGAAGACAAGCAUGCUGGAAAGGGAGCUCAGGGUUAGUGCGUGGGAAGCCAGUGCUGCAAAGCCCCAGAAGCAGCAGUAUCUAAAUCAAAUGUAGUCGGGCUCUUGUGCACUCUAGAGAGAUUGCUGAGGGACCACUCGUAGUAGAAGAAUCCUUUUGUGCUUCAGUGUGUGAGUGUGCUUCAGUGUGUGAGCACAGAGUUCUCCCUUCUCUACUGGCUUAGCUGUUUGCAGCGGUCAGCAGGCAGAGAGCUGGCCCUUGCCCCAUCAGGCUGCCCGCUCUCAGACCCUAAGAAGAGCAGGCGAUAGAUUUUUGAAAGAUUAGAAAGAUUCCCCUUUCUACCUUGCUGAUGUAGGGCUUGCUUUCUCCUUCUCCAUCUUUGCAGCAUAUUGCUUGCGGCAGUAGCUCGGAACCUCGUACUCUUCACCCUAGUGACUUGGCUUCUCAUAGGUCUAAUUUGGCCACGGCUCUGUUUAAAAAACAAACAGAAAAACACCAAACAACCAAAAUCUCACACCCACGUACGGAAGUCUCAGCCCAGAGACUUCUGGAGUACCCUCUGCUGCUCACCUGAUUUCUCUGCCUAAUGUUGAGGAAUAGAUAUGAGAUUUCCUUCCAUUAACAUGUAAGCUUUUACAUAUAUAUAUAUAAUAUAUGAAACUCUGCCGGUCUUUUGUGUGUCACAUCGCUAUUUAGUUCCCCAAGAAAGGAUUUGUGCCCGAGGAAGAAUCUGCUGCUCGUGGUCUCCUGUAAGAUGCAGAGACCCAGAGGUGAUGAAGAGCUGUCAUGCUGCUGGGAUUGGUGGUGCCUGUAAAAUUCGUAUAAGGUGGGGUGAAUAGAUCAGGGAAGAAUCUAACUUAAAAUUUCAGAAUGUUGAUGGACAAAAUGUUUUCCCACCAGUUGCACUCAAAUGCAUGCCUACUAUACAGCUGACUGCAAAUGAAAAAUCCUGGUUUACUCUUUUUAUUAAAGGAAAAAGACUGUCUUAAUUAUUUAUAGUUCCUAUAACUGAAUUGACAGAUGUCAACUUAACUGAUAAAUUAUAUUUCGUUAAAUAAAGAUGACAUUUAUUUA
Molecule: messenger RNA, 5585 nt
Organism: Cygnus olor (mute swan)
Lineage: Eukaryota; Metazoa; Chordata; Aves; Anseriformes; Anatidae
Gene: SLC41A1
Product: solute carrier family 41 member 1
Exons: 12
Coding region: 576-2123 (515 amino acids)
Biological process (GO): monoatomic cation transport
Cellular component (GO): plasma membrane
Molecular function (GO): monoatomic cation transmembrane transporter activity
Source: RefSeq, a predicted model, not a curated record